Phascolarctos cinereus (koala) is the source of this 800-nucleotide messenger RNA. RefSeq names its product pancreatic progenitor cell differentiation and proliferation factor like (gene PPDPFL). Gene Ontology annotation, biological process: multicellular organism development; cell differentiation. The record is from RefSeq and is a predicted model, not a curated record. NCBI's taxonomy places the organism in Eukaryota, Metazoa, Chordata, Mammalia, Diprotodontia, Phascolarctidae.
GGUACUAGCCCACAUACGGGGCAGGUGGAAAGCUGCCUAGGUCAACACUCUUGUCUAUGUGCUCUCCAAAGGGCAGACAGAGUUAACUUAGUUCUUUUUUUAAAAAAUCUUGAACAUUUUGGAGACACUGCUGAACAACUUGGGAGCUGGAGAAAAUACAUAAAUAGGUUUCUAGGUUGCUAUUAAUAGCUCUGUUAGUGCUGUGUUUCUUGUAUAGCUAUGGCUUCCGUAUCCAUAGCUGGCUGCCUGCUGACCCAAAAUCGGUAUUAUCAAAAAUCCAGUAUUUGUUCAGUAAAUUCUUUCACUGGCUUUGAUUCUGUAAACUUCACAGACAUGGAGAAAGCCCAUCCAGGGUUACCUGAAGCAGCUGAAUCCAACUGGUGGUUCAAAUCUUUUUUCCAUUCAGAUCCUGCCCCUCCAGAUAAAGAAAGGAAAGAUCUGUUUAUUACUAGCAUUAGUAGUUAAUUCCAACAAUUAAGCUGCCUCUGCCUGUUAUAACACAUUCGUAUCCCUAAACAUUAAUGUUAUUCCGGAUGACCACACUCCACGGCAGUAAGGCAAUAACUAUUUGAAACCUCAGUUGGGAGAGGAGAUAACAGCAUUAGAAGAAACAAUGAUAAUUCAAGUCAUAUUAUUCUGUGCUGAAGCUGUCUCUGCACAUAUCAUCAGUAACAUAAAGAGCAAUGAUUCUACCUGAGAAGUGUACUUUUUGACACCUGUGCCUUUUCAAAUGUAUAUAUUAUGUAUGUAUGUAUAUAUGCUUAUAUAUAAUCAUUCAUAAAAGUUGUCUUUUGAUUAUC